UGCUUUUAAUGUGAGCUUUCCAGGCGAUUUAUUUCAUAAGUAAACAAAUAGCAAUAUCUUUUCUACUAAAAACGAAAUCAAACAUCAGAAAUCGUAGUAUCAGAAUACGGCUCGGAAGCCAAAAUAUAUUUCCAAAAUAAACUAUGACGACAAAAUCAGAUGUGUUGACUAUUGGAACAGAGACCAGUGAAACUUUAGAUGAACGCCGUAUCCCAAAGAGCCCCAAAGAGCUGCAAGACUCUGAUUUAGAGAAAUACUUGCAGAAAAUAUUACUAAAUAGUGCUAAGCCAUUGACAAACGUAUACUUAGACGGAUCGGUAGAACGGUUUUCAGCGAAUGAAAACAGGAAAAAUGGACAAUAUACUUACGAGUUCGGUCCGAGUGAUAAGAUAAAUGGUUGGAUGAUUAGUUGUCCUACCUUUGAACCAAAAGGCGUUCUCAAGCGUGUAAAAGACAAAAUCAGUAAACAACACUGGAUUUCUGAAAACGUUGCCAAGUAUCCCAAGGAUUCGAGAGAUUUCAUAAUGGAAACUGUUUCAAAAGCUGUUGAUGAGGAGUACUCUGAUAUAUAUGAUUACCUGACUUAUCUGAACGAACACAACAAGUGAAGAGAGAAGUUAAUUCUAAGCUUUUAGUUCAUUUCAUUUGUAAAUAAACAUAAAACUGCUCAUAACAAAAAUCAGAUAUUACCAUGACGUCAAACUCGACAGUUCUAACUAUUGGAAGUGACUGAACGGAAAACAAUAUUACGAGUUUGGAACUGAUAGUUUCACAAACAGAACUAUUAUAAGUGGACCAGCAUUUAGUCCCAAAGACGUAGAAGCGUGUUAGGAAUAAAAUCGGUAAAGAGCACUGGGUCAACAAAAAUGUAAUUCAGUACAAAAAAAUCUCCCUGUACUUCAUACAGGACGUUGUUUCCGGUGCCUUGAAAGAAGAAGAAAUUGAAAUCUACCAGUUUUUAAGUUAUCUUAACAAAACAAGAAGCAAAAAGUGAUAUUAGUCAAAUAAACUUUUUACCCAUUGUUAUAUUUUAUAA
Messenger RNA from Drosophila biarmipes, 1036 nucleotides. RefSeq lists its product as uncharacterized. The transcript has 2 exons. The record is from RefSeq and is a predicted model, not a curated record. Bases 144 to 608 code for a protein of 154 amino acids. Lineage: Eukaryota; Metazoa; Arthropoda; Insecta; Diptera; Drosophilidae.